UCUGAUAGCCGGUCGCUUUCGCUGACGUUUUCAGUGAAAUUUAAACAAGCUGGACCAUUUUCGCGACCGAAAUUUUGUUAUCAUUCAACGUAGGCAAUUCGCUUAUCAUCGGAGCUGUGCUGUGCCGUUACCAUACAGAUAUCGAGCGGUUGUUUGGAGACCCGUGGCGCGCUCUAUCGGCGCGGCGAAGAGUGACGCGAGCGGGACGCGCGGGGCGAGGAUCGCCUCCCCCUACUUCAGUUUCUGCUGUGAGAUCAUACGAGGAGGCCGCGUCGCUCGUCACCAGAUCGAGGGACGUUCGCGCGGCAACUUUAAACUGUGACUGUGUGUGUUGACAAGAACAGUGUACUGGAUUGCGGUGCCUAGCCAUUUGGAUGCAGUGAUCGGAUCACACUAAGAGGAUUGCAGUGUUUUUCUUGGAUCUGUUGUACAAAUUUGGCCGGCAAACUGGGGAUGCACAAGAUGGGCCUCGGCGACAGCGUUUACGCCGCCGAGCGUAUCAUGAAGAAGAGAAUUAAAAAGGGCAAGGUGGAAUACUACGUGAAAUGGAAAGGCUGGAAACCGAAGCACAACACCUGGGAGCCGGAGGAGAACAUUUUAGAUCCCAGGCUGAUCCAAAGCUUCGAGAGGGGAGAGGAUUCCAAAAGGCCAGGGAGGGAAAGGAAACGCGAGCGCGAGCACUCGCCCGAGAGAGCCCGAAGCGGGUCCGACGAGCGCGGACCGCUGCCUGGCAAGCGCAAGGCGCAGGUCCUAUCGCAAGAGUCGGGGAAGAUUGGAGUCACUAUCACUAUGAGCCCGCAGAGGAAUCGUGCGCCACCGCCGGUGCAGCCACCACCAGCCGCGCCGGCCGGAGGCGCCGCCGCCCCCGCCUCACCCGCCGCCGAAGCGGCCGCCCCCAAAACAGGCCAGAGACGAGUACCGCAUUCACCCGAAGAAGCCGACGCUCACACGCCCCCUGAGCGCGAAAGGCGCACUCAGACGCAGCCUGAAGCGAAAGCCCCCGCGGAGCCUAAAGGUGCGCGACCACCGCCACCCGCACCUCAAGAAGACGAGGAUUCCUGGAGCGAACCUCCUGUAGUUCCAGCCCCGCCCCCGCAGCCGCGCCGCGGCGCCGCCUUCUGGUUGGCGCGAUCUCCUGUGGCAGACCAGAUCUUCAUCACCGACGUCACAGUCAACCUUCAAACCGUCACGAUCCGCGAGUGCCGCACGGAGCGGGGGUUUUUUCGGGCCCGAGAAUCUCGCCCCCUCGAUGUCACGUAGACUAUCGUGUAUUAAUUUAUUAGUGAUGGACAAUGUACAGUAGCUAGUUAUUUAGUGAUUACAACCGGAAUCUCGGCUCCCGUAGACCGUACACCCGUCUAAUGUGUGAAACUAUUUAGUUUACCUACUUAAUGCGUCGGAAUCGGAAUAUGACGAGGUUGUUAGUCACAGAACUUAGCAUGAUCCAUUACCGACGGAGUACGUAGACUGUCCCCAAAGUUUAUUGAAAGCCUAAUGCUGGACAAAGUGAUUGUCAAUUGUUAACUAUACUUAGAUUAUUUAGUUGUUAUUCAAUUGGUUCGGCUGUGGGCAUUAUAAAGGACGUUAAAUAAAAAUCUAAGAACAAUUUGGCUAAAAAAUGUACUUAUGCAAUAAUUAAUUCACUAAACAUGAAUUGCUAACGAUAACGAGCCUUUAUAAAUCCCAAUUUAGUGAAAUCUAAUAUUGGUUUGUAUGAUAAAUGUACAAAUGUCAGGACCUGCAACUAAAUGCCAAGUGACUACAUGGUACCUAAAAUGAUCGUGAUUCAUCUGUUUGUAACUGUUAAGCACGCUUAUAAAUAUGUAUAUACAUAUAUACAUAAUUUGCCCAGUGUCUUCAUACGGCCUAAUUCCAACAAUAUGUCUAAGGCACGCCGCAGACAGUCUGAAUAAUUCAUAAUCUUAAAAAAGAUUUGUAUGCAACCUGUCAGUUCAAACUGACAGAUCUGUCACUUUGAACUGACAGGUUGCAUUGCAUACAAUAUUUUUUAAGAUUAUGAAUUUUUCGGACUGUCUGUGGUGUGCCUCAGAUAUCACAGCCCUACAAUACGAAGCGUCCUUGUCAAGUGAAGACGAAGAAAUUUUGUUGGAAUUGGGCCGAUAAUCAUUUCACUCAUAUUAUUGGCAUGGCAACUACUUGAAAACGGAUUAUGUAAAGUAACUAGCUGUUCAUGUAUUUUAAAUAUUUAUUCGUACUGGAAAUAAACAUGAAAUAGAUUAUUUUAAAUUAAAAUGUCACUUGUAUCUAACUUUAUUCAACGACGAAUUAAUUUACAGUUGUUUUAUUUUAAUAAUUGUUGUUGUUAUUUAUGUAGUCUUGAUUUAAUUGAAUGAUUAGUAUAAGUUAUUUAUGCAAUUCUUUGAAUUCUCAAUUCUCAACACUGCCGAAGAGCAUGUUUAGUUUUAAUACUUUUAAUUGAUCUAAUCAUUGAAUAUACAAGUUGAAAGAAAUUUAAUCAUGCUCGGAGUAUUAAAACGAUCGAUACAGAAUAUAUUUCUUCAAACAUUAAAUUAAAAAAACACUGAAAAAGUGUAAUUAGUGGCUGUUGAUAUAUGUAUAUGAUAGAUUACAUUAUGAUACCUACGCAUUUAUUUCUUAUAAAAAUGUCAAGGAAACUUGUCAUAAGAAUGCACUCUUAAGGCAAGUAGGUACAGUCAACCAAUUGGAACCCUAGGACACUCUACAACCAUGGUGUGUCAAAAUGACAAGCAGUAAGAGAUUUCUUACAAUAUCAAUGUCACUAUGACAUAGUUCUACAGUGGCCUAGGGUUCCAAUUGGUUGACUGUACCUAAACACUAGUUGUGUAUCUGGACGGCUGCGUCUGCGUCUUCUAAUGAGGAGGCACACUCAAAGGUUAUGACAGAUGGCGCCACCUUAUUAGUGCAUUGCACAGAGAAAGAAUUUAAUACGUGAGAGCGAGAAGAUGAUUUUUUUUUCUCUUACACAUAUAUGAAUGACAGUGACAUGGCUAGGCACUUGCACAGGCGCCCCUGGCGGGAUAAAAUGUCAGUGCCUCCUCAUUUUUUUUAGAAAAUGGAGCCAUAGUCAUGCUACAUACUUAUGUGUCACCUGGGGCCUAUUGCAUAACAAGUUACAACUCAUAUUACAAGCGGUAGUCCCCCUCCAAUUCAUUUUAUAAGAAAGAGAGUUCCACUUGUAAUACAAGUUGUAAAUUGUUAUGCAAUAGGCCCCUGGCCAUUAGUCAUUAUUGGCCUAUGGUGACAGUACCUUUGGUGGCUUGCAGAAUGAACUAUUUGUUGUACCUAUGUCAUAAAUAUAAUUUUGUUCUGUGGUAGUAAGUUAUUUUAGUUAUUACAUUUUAAGAUUGUAUAGCACGGACGCUAGUAUUGUGUUCCUUUAAACUUUUAUUGUUAUUUUGGUUCCUCUUUAUCAAUAAGGAAUUAAGUAUCUAAUCUUGGAUGGAUUGACUUGACA
Molecule: messenger RNA, 3457 nt
Organism: Leguminivora glycinivorella
Lineage: Eukaryota; Metazoa; Arthropoda; Insecta; Lepidoptera; Tortricidae
Gene: Pc
Product: polycomb group protein Pc
Exons: 3
Coding region: 454-1260 (268 amino acids)
Source: RefSeq, a predicted model, not a curated record